AUGAUAGAAAGUGAGGUUUCUGAGAAAGACUGCAGUGUUAAUAUUAAGUGUCCUCAUUGUGAAAAAGAUAUCAAAACUAAUCUUGAACAUGAAUGUGGAGUCAAUACAUGGCUGGUCUGCUUUUUUUUGUGUGUUUUGACUGCGUAAAAAAUUAUCAUUAGAUAGUUGUUGUUGUUUUAUACCGUUGCUAAGUAAUAAAUUUAAGGAUGUUGUUCAUAAAUGCCCUUAUUGUAAAAAUGAAGUUGGAAUAAAAGAGUUUGAAAUGUGCUGA
Messenger RNA from Paramecium octaurelia, 271 nucleotides. The record is from the annotation of a GenBank genome assembly. Lineage: Eukaryota; Ciliophora; Oligohymenophorea; Peniculida; Parameciidae.